This is a messenger RNA of Medioppia subpectinata, 810 nucleotides long. The record is from the annotation of a GenBank genome assembly. Lineage: Eukaryota; Metazoa; Arthropoda; Arachnida; Sarcoptiformes; Oppiidae.
AUGGGCUACGACCGAAACCGUUUUAUGCACCAUAACCCUGAGCACCUGGAUGAAUUCACGUGCGGCAUAUGUAUGGACAUUCUGGUGCAGCCCGUAUUCAGCCCGUGCUGUCGCCAUAGUUACUGUUCGGUAUGCAUCAGGCAAUGGCUUAUGGUAAACAACACGUGUCCCAACGACCGUGCUCAAUUGCGCGACACCGAUCUCAUUAAGCAAAGCCGUGCGUUUGUGAACUUGCUAGAUAAUUUACAAUUAAAAUGUGACUGGGUUGACUACGGUUGCGAUGAGAGUGUUAGGCUGUGCGAGUUGGCCGAUCAUGUUAAAAAGUGUGUCCAUAAUCCGGGUAAUAAAUGUGCUAAUUGUGAUGAGUUUGGGGCCAAAAAUCACGAUUGUUUGGAGAAUUUGCGCCAAAAAUGUCGUCGAUUGGAGACCGAUGUGAAACGCCUGUCGGGAGCCAAUGGUCACUCUACUACUGGUAGUACAGCGGCAACUGAUAAUGGCUGCGGUUCGCCACACGUAGCGCUGCCCUGCCAACCAAUGGGACUGCGAAUCAAUUCGUGCGAAUUGGACGCCAAUAUCAGGGAACGGGUUAUAGAGAUCGCGAGUCGACUGUGUAUGACGUGUACCACACAGCGAGAGUUGGCCGUACAGAUCAAGCAAGAGCUGGACAAAUGUUAUGGUACAGACUGGACGUGUAUGAUCCGUGAGCCGGGUCGGGCGGCCAUAGCGUUUUACUGUGAACAGAGUUCGUUCAUUAAUUUUGAUCUAGGUGCUCACAAUUGGAUUGUGUUUAAAAAUAAAAAUUGGAAAUAA